Molecule: messenger RNA, 4927 nt
Organism: Tympanuchus pallidicinctus (lesser prairie-chicken)
Lineage: Eukaryota; Metazoa; Chordata; Aves; Galliformes; Phasianidae
Gene: FARP1
Product: FERM, ARH/RhoGEF and pleckstrin domain protein 1
Exons: 28
Coding region: 392-3523 (1043 amino acids)
Cellular component (GO): cytoskeleton
Molecular function (GO): cytoskeletal protein binding; guanyl-nucleotide exchange factor activity
Source: RefSeq, a predicted model, not a curated record
CGGCGUCCAGUUCCCGCUUCCCCGGUCCGCGGGCGGCAGCCGCCUCGCUCCUCCGCGCCCGGCCGGGUGGACUCCCCGCGCUGGAAGCCGGACAUGGCGACCCUGCUCCCUCCAGCCCCCCGCCGCCCUCCUUCACCCGCCGCCGCCGCCGCCUUCUCCUCCUCCUCCUCCCCGCGGAGCUUUUAAUGGCUCGGACCUCCGGCGGCCGAGCGCCACUGCCCCUGCAACAGCCGCAGCGAGGAGAGCCGGCAGCCCCAACCCCGCGCACGCUGAGCCUUUGCAGAGGUUUUACAAGAGGCUGAGCGUGACAAGCACUUGCUGAUAGUCUUCCUGGAUUGCUGCUCCACAUUCAUUAUCCCUUGGAAGAUAUAAGAAACAUUUCUAUCUAAACAUGGGUGAAACGGAGCAGAGGCCAACAGCAGGAUCCCGGUUAGGAGCUCAGGAGAACGCUGGGAUCAGUACCUUGGAGCAUGGACAGAAACCACCUCUGACACCUCCAGGAAAACUCAUCUCCAUCAAAAUUCAGAUGCUGGAUGACACGCAAGAAACUUUUGAAGUUCCGCAAAGAGCUCCAGGGAAAGUUUUGCAUGACGCCGUUUGCAACCACCUGAACCUUGUUGAAGGUGACUAUUUUGGCCUUGAGUUUCCAGACCAUAAAAAGAUGAUGGUGUGGCUUGAUCUUUUGAAGCCUGUUAUGAAACAGAUUAGAAGACCGAAGCACAUUGUUGUAAAAUUUGUGGUAAAAUUCUUCCCACCUGACCAUGCUCAGCUGCAGGAGGAACUGACAAGGUACCUAUUUGCAUUGCAAGUGAAGCAGGACCUGGCACAGGGAAGGCUAACGUGUAAUGAUACCAGCACUGCCCUUUUAAUCUCACACAUAGUACAGUCUGAGAUUGGGGAUUUUGAUGAAACCAUAGACCGUGAACACUUAGCGAAGAACAAGUAUAUACCUCAGCAGGAAGCACUAGAAGACAAAAUCAUGGAAUUUCACCGUAAUCACAUGGGACAGACGCCAGCAGAGUCUGAUUUCCAACUUUUGGAAAUUGCCCGUCGGCUGGAGAUGUAUGGAAUCCGCUUGCAUCCAGCCAAGGACAGGGAAGGGACAAAAAUCAACCUGGCUGUUGCCAACACAGGCAUUCUGGUGUUUCAGGGCCACACCAAGAUCAAUGCCUUCAAUUGGGCUAAGGUUCGAAAGCUGAGCUUCAAGAGGAAACGUUUUCUUAUCAAACUACGGCCUGAUGUGAAUAGUUCAUUCCAGGACACUCUGGAAUUCCUUAUGGCCAGUCGAGAUUUUUGCAAAUCGUUCUGGAAGAUCUGUGUGGAGCAUCAUGCCUUUUUCAGGCUGUUUGAGGAACCUAAACCAAAGCCCAAACCUGUUCUUUUUUCUAGAGGUUCAUCAUUUAGGUUCAGUGGCCGGACUCAGAAGCAAGUUCUUGACUAUGUUAAAGAAGGAGGGCACAAAAAAGUACAGUUUGAAAGGAAACACAGCAAGAUUCGUUCCAUCAGGAGUCUGACAGUACAGCCUUCAGAACAGCAUACAGAGGUGCCAAAACAAAGCUCCAGCUUUGCCUAUGGAGAUGACAAUGAUGCUGCAGCAGUGCAGAGCUGCCAGCAAGGAAAGGAAUUGAAAGCGUCAGUGGAAGACACUGGACAGCACAAGAGCCCUUCAUUAAAGAAGAGCCCAAAAGAAGGCAGAAAGGUGGAUGGAGCAGUGGUGUCAGCAGUGGAGGAGGAAGAGGAGGCUGCUACAGACAGGAUGCAGCAGAACAGACCUCAGUCACAGCAACCAAGCACAGCAGGUUCUCUGACUGGCAGCCCUCAUCUGUCAGAGCUUUCCAUCAAUUCCCAAGGAGGACCAUCAGUGGCAAACAUGUCAUUAUCUCCAAACUUGAGCCCUGAUGCCAAGCAGUCAUCUCCCUUGAUAAGCCCUUUGCUGAAUGACCCAUCAUGCAUCAGGACUGAGGAAGAGGAAGAGGUCAAAAAAAAGAGAUUCCCAACUGAGAAGGCUUACUUCAUUGCUAAAGAGGUAGCAACCACGGAACGAACGUACCUGAAGGACCUUGAAGUCAUCACAUCGUGGUUUCAGAGUGCAGUGAGUAAAGAGGAUUGCAUGCCCGAGACUCUGAAAAAUCUCAUAUUCUCCAACUUUGAACCUUUGCACAAAUUUCACACUGGCUUUCUCAAGGAAAUUGAGCAGAGACUUGCUCUGUGGGAAGGCCGCUCUAAUGCCCACAUUAAAGGAGGUCACCAAAGAAUCGGGGAUGUUAUGCUAAAGAACAUUCAGAAUAUGAAGCAACUGACAAUUCACCUGUGGAAGCACGAUGAGAUUUUAACUGAGUUGGAGAAUGGAAUCAAGAACUCUCGCAAGCUGGAGACCUUUUGCAGGGACUUUGAGCUACAGAAAGUUUGCUACUUGCCUCUCAAUACCUUCCUGCUCAGACCUUUACACAGACUUAUGCACUACAAGCAGAUAAUGGAGAGGCUUUGCAAACAUUACCCACCAAACCACACAGAUUUCAGGGAUUCAAGAGCUGCUUUGGCUGAGAUUACUGAAAUGGUGGCACAGCUCCAUGGCAAUAUGAUAAAGAUGGAGAACUUCCAGAAGCUGCAUGAACUCAAGAAAGACUUGAUAGGCAUUGACAAUCUGGUGAUCCCAGGAAGGGAGUUCAUUAGACUGGGCAGCCUUAGUAAGUUGUCUGGAAAAGGUUUACAGCAACGCAUGUUUUUCCUGUUUAAUGAUAUUUUAUUGUACACAAGUAGAGGCCUGACAGCAUCAAAUCAGUUUAAAGUCCAUGGGCAUCUGCCACUGUAUGGCAUGACAAUUGAAGACAGUGAAGAGGAAUGGGGGGUUCCUCAUUGUCUAACAUUGCGAGGUCAACAGCAGUCCAUAAUCAUUGCGGCAAGUACCCGCGCUGAAAUGGACAAAUGGAUUGAGGACAUUCAGAUGGCAAUAGACCUGGCAGAGAAAAGCAGCGACCCUGCCCCCGAGCUGCUGGCCAGCAGCCCCCCUGACAACAAGUCUCCUGAUGAAACUACUGUAGACCAGGAAUCUGAGGACGACCUCAGUGCAUCCCGCACCUCACUCGAGCGUCAGUCACCACACCGUGGCAACACUACGGUGCACGUCUGCUGGCACAGAAAUACCAGCGUUUCAAUGAUCGACUUUAGUAUUGCUGUGGAGAAUCAGCUGUCUGGAAACCUCCUGAGGAAAUUCAAGAACAGCAACGGGUGGCAGAAGCUUUGGGUUGUGUUCACCAACUUCUGCAUGUUCUUCUAUAAAUCGCACCAGGACAAUCAUCCCUUAGCCAGCCUCCCUCUGUUGGGAUAUUCUCUCACCAUUCCUUCCGAAUCUGAAAACAUUCACAAAGAUUAUGUCUUCAAGCUGCAUUUCAAAUCCCACGUGUACUACUUCAGGGCUGAAAGCGAAUACACAUUUGAAAGAUGGAUGGAGGUGAUCCGAAGUGCCACCAGCUCGGCCCUGCGCACACGCGCCCUGAGCCACCGGGAGCCCCACACCUACUGAAUGCCACAGCAGCUGGGCCAGUUUUCUACAGGACAUUGGAAACUUUUCCCCCCCGGAGCUUAGUAAAACUGAAAUUUGGUAAAAGGAAGGAGAAAAACCAACCAGUAAGGUUCUGCAGAAACAUCCGCAAUUCCUCAGCAAAACUGUUUCAGUUUUCCAUAUGUUGAAAAUAGCUUACACCAUCCCCGUGGCUGCGGUUUGUUCAUGUCUUGUAUUUUGUCAUUCUGUGCUGUUUUUAGCUUGUGCCAGUAUUAAAAUAUUGUCCUUAUUAGAGUGCCAAAUGCCAAAAGACAUUUUGUUGCCUCAGAGAUUGCACCUAAAAAAAACAACUCCACGAUCUGAACACUUUCUCUUGUGAGGCAAAUACUAUUUCUUCUCUUUACAUAAAAAAUAUAUUAUUUUUUUUUACCAUGUUAACCUGUAGACUGCUGGAGUUUUAAAUGUAGAUGGACUUUCACAGUACAGACUCUAAUUCUACACACAAUGAGCAGUCCAGCAGGAACAAAGUAAUUUUCAGAUUUUUUUUCCUCCAGUCUUUCUAAAUGUACUCAACAAGGAAUUACUAAUUUUCUAUCUUUAACAAAGAAACAGUUUACAGCUCACUCUCAUUUCCCAUUGAGGUUACAGAUCCACGUGGUAUAAACAAGUUACAGGAUUCCCAUCGAACCAUUUUCUCAGUGCAAGUUGACCAAAUUGAUCAUGUUGGCUUGGGAAAGUGAAUGCUACUUGCAAGAUGAAACAAAAUUAAAAUAAUCCAGUGCAAUAUUGUUUGGGCUGUUACUGUACUGUGAAUGGUUAUGUACAAGAAGAAAUUAAAGGCUGUGGUGAUGUUCUGCUGUUUGUUUUACAAACUUGAAAAAAAAUAAUCCAACCUGUAUGCUCCAAGAACCACAGCUUUGUGUAAUUAAUUUGCGGGGUGUUCUGGUAACACGUGGACUAAAGCACUGCGUGUGGGGCAGCUGCUGAGCCCUGGGCUUGUUUUGCUGCUGGAGUUUCAGCAUCAGACAUGCCCAUUUUGUUUAUCUGGCCCUAACAUCACCUAGCACCGUUCUUGGGUGAGCUGUUGGCCGAUUCAGAAGGGUGUCAGCACAAAGCCUGCUCUGAUGAGAUGCUUUUCUUUAUGCUUUAAGAAGCGCUUCACCAUGAAAUCAGUAUCAAAUAUCCAUUAGCAGAACAGCAUGCUGGAAACCCAUCUGUCACCACUCAGGGCCUUUGGGGAAACCCAGUGCUAGGCAGAGGGGCCUGAAUGUCGGCGUGGGAGAUGAAGCUGGGACAGCGCUGCCCCCAACUUUUCUUCUUCUGGCUAUUCACUGUGUUAAUGCUUACCUAUAUGCGAUGUAUAAAAUGGCUUACAGCUUUGCUCACAACAAAAGGGAAUAAAAUACCUCACAAUACUAUCAUACA